Molecule: messenger RNA, 556 nt
Organism: Pipistrellus kuhlii (Kuhl's pipistrelle)
Lineage: Eukaryota; Metazoa; Chordata; Mammalia; Chiroptera; Vespertilionidae
Gene: TBCA
Product: tubulin folding cofactor A
Exons: 5
Coding region: 123-482 (119 amino acids)
Biological process (GO): tubulin complex assembly; post-chaperonin tubulin folding pathway
Cellular component (GO): microtubule cytoskeleton; cytosol
Molecular function (GO): beta-tubulin binding
Source: RefSeq, a predicted model, not a curated record
CCCGGGCUCGCGCAUGCGCGCGGGGCCGUGGCGACUCCGCCGACGCGACCGCCUCCUCCGCGCGCGCUCGCCGCACGGUUACCCCGACUCUCCGCCCCUCCUUCCCGCGCGCCCGAGGGACCAUGGCCGAUCCUCGCGUGAGACAGAUCAAGAUCAAGACCGGCGUGGUGAAGCGAUUGGCCAAAGAAAAAAUGAUGUAUGAAAAAGAAGCAAAACAACAAGAAGAAAAGAUUGAAAAAAUGAAAGCUGAAGAUAGUGAAAAUUAUGCCCUUAAAAAGCAGGCAGAGAUCCUGCAAGAGUCCCGGAUGAUGAUCCCAGAUUGCCAGCGCAGAUUGGAAGCUGCAUAUACUGAUCUUCUGCAGAUAUUAGAGAAUGAAAAAGAAUUGGAAGAAGCUGAGGAAUAUAAAGAAGCACGUUUAGUACUGGAUUCAGUGAAGUUAGAGGUACUGAUGAGAAGCAGCAAAAAGCUUACCAUUCUGUGAAGGAUUAUUCCUGGGAAUUUCUGACACAUUCUGCUUACAUUUUUAUGGCCAAGAGGCACAUUAAAUUAAGAACA